AAACAGAGACAGAGAGCGAGAGAGAGAGGGAGAGAGAGAGAAAGAGAGGGAGAGAGAGCGACGGCGGAGAUGACAGAGACAAAGGCAAGGCGACUGAAGGGCCACAACGCCACCGCCACGUGCUGCGUGGCCUCACGUGACAGGCCUGGCCUCGUCCUCACCACCGGCGAGGAUGGUUCCGUUUGCUGGUUUGACAUGCGAUGCAAAGACGUCGUUCGCACUCUAGAAGUUGGGAACGAACCAUUAUCAUCCAUUUGCUUCAAGUCUGGAAAUGAGAAUGUCAUUUAUGUUUCCUCUGGAAAGGAAGUCAAGAGCUUUGAUGUCCAUCUGGCCAAUGCAUUUAAGCCGUUGGAGAGUUAUGUAUAUAAUAAGGAGGAGAUAAAUCAGAUUGCGUUGAACUACAAGUCUUCUUUUCUUGCUGCUGCAGAUGAUGGUGGUGAUGUUAAGAUCAUAGACAUUAGUCAAAAAUGUCUCUAUAAAACAUUGAGAGCUGGCCAUACAAGUAUUUGCAGCAGCGUGCAAUUCCUUCCAUGGAGACCCUGGGAAGUUAUUAGUGGAGGGCUUGAUUCUAAACUUGUGAUGUGGGACUUCUCCAAAGGCCGUCCACACAAAAUUGUGGAUUUUGCUCUGCAUGAUAACAAUGGUGGCAGCACAGGACAGUGUUUUAAUCCUGCUUACAUUCAUGCACUUGCGGUUCCAGAUAUUGAUAUGUUAGACAAAUCAGGCAAGAUUUGUACUGUCGCAAGGGGUGAUGGAUCUGUCGAUGUUAUCGAUGUUGAAUCUGAACUUGCUGUCAUCAAGUCAAAAACUUCUACAGGAUCCCAAAGAGGAUCUCAGAAUAGAUCCAAAAACAGAAGCAGAACUAAUGACACAGAAAACUCAGAACAAAAUGGAAGAAAAAGGAUACAUUUGGAUUACUCUUUUGGGGGUCACACUGCUGCAGUGUCUUGCGUGGCAUUUUCACUAUUUGGUGAAAGAGGAAAAUUCAUAAUUUCAGGGGGAAAUGACAAGUCAGUAAAGGUAUGGGAUUGGUCCCGAUAUCUUGAUACAGAAGGAACUAGCAGCGGGACUAAUGUUUUACAAUUGAACAUCAAUCUGAGCAAAAAGGUCAAUUGGCUCUGCACCACUCCAACUGAAUCAGAAAACCUCGUUGUAUGCGACACAACGAAAGUGGUGAAGGUCUAUUCUAUGAUGCAAUCUGGGAUUCCUCUCUGCAGCACUUGUGGUGAGCAAGUGGGGCUUGAUGCCAAUGGAGAAGUCUUUGUGGCUUGUCACGAGUGCAAUUUCCCCAUUUGCAAGGAUUGUUUGAAUUAUGAGAUCAACGAGGGGCGCAAAGUUUGCCUGCGUUGUAGCACGCCCUAUGGCGAGGAUUCACUGGCGGAUCACGGCGAAACAAAUAUAUCUGAAACUGGAUCCACCAUGGCAUCUCACCUCAAUGAACCAAAGGAUGUGGGACUUCAUGCUAGACAUAUCAGCAGUGUGUCUACAGUGGAUAGUGAAAUGAAUGAUGAGUCCGGGAAUCCAAUUUGGAAGAAUAGAGUAGAGAGUUGGAAGGAUAAAAAGAACAAGAAGAAAAAGGCUGCGACUAAGGCGGAGAAAGAGGAGGUUCAAGUCCCACCUGAGCAACAGAUGGAAGGGCAACAACAGUCUCCAGAUGGUGCACAACCAUUUUCAACUCUCAUUCCACUUUCUAAAAGCAAACUCACACCCUACAGAGUUGUGAUAAUCAUGAGAUUGAUCAUUCUGGUUCUCUUCUUCCAUUACCGAGUAACUCAUCCGGUUGAUAGUGCUUAUGGUCUAUGGAUGACCUCUGUGAUUUGUGAGAUCUGGUUUGCCUAUUCCUGGAUCUUGGACCAGUUUCCCAAAUGGUCUCCAGUUAGUAGGGAAACAUACAUUGACAGGCUUUCUGCAAGGUAUGAAAGAGAGGGUGAACCAUCAGAGCUAGCUGCUGUAGAUUUCUUCGUGAGUACAGUCGAUCCAAUGAAAGAACCGCCAUUGAUCACGGCCAACACAGUGCUUUCCAUCCUUGCAGUGGACUAUCCAGUUGAUAAGGUCUCCUGCUAUGUGUCUGAUGAUGGUGCUGCCAUGCUUACUUUCGAAUCCUUAGUUGAAACAGCUGAUUUUGCAAGGAAGUGGGUUCCAUUCUGCAAGAAAUUCGCAAUUGAACCACGUGCUCCUGAGUUCUACUUCUCACAGAAGAUUGACUACCUGAAGGAUAAAAUUCAGCCUUCUUUUGUGAAGGAACGCCGAGCAAUGAAAAGAGAUUAUGAAGAGUUCAAAGUGAGAAUUAAUGCUUUAGUGGCAAAAGCUCAGAAAACACCUGAAGAAGGCUGGACCAUGCAAGAUGGAACAUCUUGGCCCGGGAAUAAUACGCGUGAUCACCCUGGCAUGAUUCAGGUUUUUCUUGGAAACACUGGUGCCCAUGACAUAGACGGAUACGAAAUUCCCCGUCUGGUCUAUGUCUCCAGAGAAAAGAGACCCGGUUACCCACACCACAAGAAAGCUGGUGCUGAAAAUGCUCUGGUUAGAGUAUCUGCGGUUCUUACAAAUGCGCCAUUCAUACUUAACCUUGACUGUGACCACUAUGUUAACAACAGCCAGGCCAUUCGUGAGGCUAUGUGUUUCUUGAUGGACCCUCAAGUGGGCCCAGGUGUCUGCUAUGUGCAGUUCCCUCAGAGGUUUGAUGGGAUUGACCGCAGUGAUCGAUAUGCCAAUCGUAACACUGUUUUCUUCGAUGUUAACAUGAGAGGACUUGAUGGUAUACAAGGACCGGUUUAUGUGGGGACUGGGACCGUCUUCAAUAGGCAAGCACUUUAUGGAUAUAGUCCUGCAUCUUUGCCAGCCUUACCAAAGCCUUCCUCAUCCUGCUCAUGGUGUGGCUGCUGCUCAUGUUGCUGCCCGACCAAGAAGCCAUCUAAAGACCCCUCAGAACUUUAUCGAGAUGCUAAACGCGAUGAACUUGAUGCCGCCAUAUUCAACCUCAGGGAAAUCGAUAAUUAUGAUGAGCAUGAGAGAUCCAUGCUCAUCUCCCAACUGAGCUUUGAGAAAACCUUUGGAUUAUCAUCUGUAUUCAUCGAGUCUACAUUAAUGGAUAACGGUGGAGUGCCCGAAUCUAUUAACCCCUCUGCAUUGAUCAAGGAGGCAAUUCAUGUCAUUAGUUGUGGUUAUGAAGAAAAAACAGCAUGGGGAAAAGAAAUUGGUUGGAUAUAUGGCUCAGUCACAGAGGACAUCCUAACAGGUUUCAAGAUGCACUGCCGUGGAUGGAGGUCAAUUUACUGCAUGCCCUUAAGGCCUGCAUUCAAAGGGUCAGCACCAAUCAACUUGUCUGAUAGGCUUCACCAAGUUCUUCGAUGGGCGCUCGGAUCUGUUGAGAUCUUCUUCAGCAGGCACUGCCCCCUUUGGUAUGGCUUUGCAGGAGGUCGCCUCAGGUGGCUGCAGCGCUUGGCUUACAUCAACACCAUUGUUUAUCCUUUCACAUCCUUCCCUCUCAUUGCUUAUUGUGCAUUGCCAGCAAUUUGCCUUCUCACAGGCAAAUUUAUCAUUCCAACGCUUUCAAACCUGGCAAGUCUUCUGUUCCUUUGCCUCUUCUUCUCCAUCAUUGUCACCAGCAUUCUCGAGCUGCGGUGGAGCGGAGUCACCAUCGAGGAGUUCUGGCGUAACGAGCAGUUCUGGGUGAUCGGAGGCGUUUCAGCCCAUCUCUUCGCCGUCUUCCAAGGCUUCCUCAAGAUGUUGGCAGGACUUGACACCAACUUCACAGUCACUGCAAAGGCCGCUGACGAUUCGGAGUUUGGGGACCUCUACAUCAUCAAGUGGACCACACUUUUGAUCCCUCCAACGACCCUUCUCAUUAUCAACUUGGUUGGUGUGGUUGCAGGAUUCUCUGACGCUCUAAACAAAGGAUAUGAAGCUUGGGGUCCACUGUUUGGCAAGGUUUUCUUUGCCUUUUGGGUGAUUCUUCAUCUCUACCCGUUCCUUAAGGGUCUCAUGGGUCGCCAAAACAAGACUCCCACCAUUGUUGUGCUUUGGUCAGUGCUUUUGGCAUCUGUCUUCUCUCUUGUUUGGGUCAAGAUUAACCCGUUUGUGAGCAAAGUGGACAGCAACACCAUUGCCCAGAGCUGCAUUUCUAUAGAUUGUUAAGGUUACUACGUGAAAGUUGCGCUGUAUGAUGAAAUUUUUUUUACCAUUCACUAGUGGGAAUCGGAGGUUUUACUGUAAUAUCGGGUUCAGUUAGCAUAGAAGAAUU
This is a messenger RNA of Morus notabilis, 4243 nucleotides long. RefSeq names its product cellulose synthase A catalytic subunit 8 [UDP-forming]. The record is from RefSeq and is a predicted model, not a curated record. Gene Ontology annotation, biological process: plant-type primary cell wall biogenesis; cellulose biosynthetic process. Gene Ontology annotation, cellular component: trans-Golgi network; plasma membrane. NCBI's taxonomy places the organism in Eukaryota, Viridiplantae, Streptophyta, Magnoliopsida, Rosales, Moraceae. The transcript is spliced from 24 exons. Gene Ontology annotation, molecular function: cellulose synthase (UDP-forming) activity; protein binding. The coding region runs from base 70 to 4137 and encodes 1355 amino acids.